AUGGAUCCUAGACCUGCCCAUUUCUCCACCGCUUUCCAUGAGGUGAUCCUCAUCUUCAUCACAUGCAUGGCCCAGUUCCUCUGCCAGGGAGGAAUCACCAUGUCCCUCAGCACCAUGGAGUUGGUGCUCGACUCGUUUGCUGGCCCCGGCAACCAAGUGGACGACACCAAGAAGGUGUGGUUUAUGGGGUCAUUUGCCCUCACCGUGGGUACCUUCAUUCUCGUCAGUGGCCGUUUAGGCGACCUCUUUGGCCUCAAGCAGAUCUUCACCAUCGGCUGGUUCUGGUGCACUGUGUGGUCGUUGGUCACAGGGCUUUCCACCUACCUGAACUCAGUGAUAUUCUUCAUCGUGUGCAGAGCAUUCCACGGAAUUGGCUUUGCCCUUCUCUUGCCUUGUGCCAUGGGCAUUUUGGGCAGCGUGUACCCCAACGGCUCCCGUAAGAACUUGGCGUUUGGCCUUGUGGGUGCCAGUGGACCCACCGGUGCCACUAUAGGCGCUCUCAUGGCUGCCGUGGUGGCACAAUUGGCUUGGUGGCCCUGGGCGUUUUGGAUUUUGGCCAUUGUGUGCUUCAUCUUCGGAGUGCUUCUGAUCUACUACAUUCCCCCCAACCUCAACGCCAACAAAUACACCUGGAAGCAGGCUUGGGACCAGCUCGACGUGCUUGGAACCUGCACGGGUGUGUGUGGUUUGAUCCUCUUGAACUUCGUGUGGAACCAGGGCCCUGUGGUCGGGUGGAAGAACCCCUACAUCAUCGUGUUGUUGGUUCUCGCUGUGGUAUUGAUUGUGGGAUUUUUCUACCUCGAAAGAACGGUAGCAUCGCCAUUACUUCCCGCAUCUAUCUUCAACGUUAAGAUCGGCUUGGUGCUCCUUUGUAUGGGGCUCGGGUGGGGUUCGUUCGGAGUGUGGCAGUACUACUACUGGAACCUCGUCAUGAACCUUCGCCACUACACCCCAAUUGAGGGUGGUCUUUCCUACAUUCCCUUCCUCGUGUUGGGAGUCAUCGCUUCUAUGAUCGUGUCGGUAAUCAUCAGCAGAACCAAACCCUCGUACAUCAUUUGCUUCUCGUCUGUCUGCUUCAUGUGCGGUUGCAUCGUUCUUUCGGUGACGCCUGUGGUGCAGUCGUACUACCGUAUGACCAUGGGUCAAAUGUUCAUUCUCUGCUGGGCCAUGGAUAUGAGCUUCCCUGCUGCAGCCAUCAUCUUGUCGAACUACUUACCAUACCACCACCAAGGAAUGGCAGGGUCCUUGGUGUCCACGGUGGUAAACUAUUCAGUGUCGUUAUUCUUGGGAAUAGCCACCACCGUCGAACUCGAAGUCAGAUCCACCCAGCCAGAUCCAACCUCGAUCGAUUCGAUUCUUAAAACUUACAGAGCGGCACUUUACUUCGGUAUUGGUGUUGCUGGCUUGGGGGUGUUGUUUUCGUUGAUUUUCAUAUACUUGCAACAUGACGACACCGUGGGAACAAUUGAGGAGGACGAAAAGCUUGAAACUUCGGGUCCUUCGAUAGAUUCUUUAUAG
Molecule: messenger RNA, 1518 nt
Organism: Suhomyces tanzawaensis NRRL Y-17324
Lineage: Eukaryota; Fungi; Ascomycota; Pichiomycetes; Serinales; Debaryomycetaceae
Exons: 1
Coding region: 1-1518 (505 amino acids)
Biological process (GO): transmembrane transport
Cellular component (GO): membrane
Molecular function (GO): transmembrane transporter activity
Source: RefSeq, a predicted model, not a curated record